Molecule: messenger RNA, 1272 nt
Organism: Hirundo rustica (Barn swallow)
Lineage: Eukaryota; Metazoa; Chordata; Aves; Passeriformes; Hirundinidae
Product: dipeptidase 2-like
Exons: 10
Coding region: 1-1272 (423 amino acids)
Biological process (GO): proteolysis
Molecular function (GO): metallodipeptidase activity
Source: RefSeq, a predicted model, not a curated record
AUGAAGAGAAAUACAGCAAUGUUCUUGUGGCUGCUGAUCCUCUUUUCUGAUAUUGUGCCAUUCAGCUGUGAGAGAUCAAUGAGAGAAAGAGCUAUUGAGCUGAUGCAAGAAUCACGUUUGAUCGAUGGCCACAAUGACUUUGUACUGCAGCUGAGAAUACUUUACCAAAACAGACUCAGUAGAGUCAACUUAAGAGAACUCAACACGACCCACACAAACCUCGCGAAACUUCAGGCUGGUUAUGUGGGAGCUCAGUUUUGGUCAGUGUAUGUUCUUUGCAGCGCUCAGAACAAGGAUGCUGUGCGCCUGACCUUAGAGCAAAUCGAUGUUGUCAAGAGGAUGUGUAACAGCUAUGAAGAGCUGGAACUUGUGAUGACUUCCCAAGGUAUCUCUGACAGUAAAAGGAUUGCCUGCUUGAUUGGAAUAGAAGGUGGCCACUCCAUUGACAGCAGUCUGGCAACGCUGAGGAUGUACUAUGACUUGGGUGUUCGUUACAUGACUUUGACACACUCCUGCAACACUCCUUGGUCUGAAUCAUCAUCUAAAGGAAUACACAACUUUUAUCCUAGUGUUACUGGUCUGACUGCAUUUGGCCAAGAAGUGGUAAAGGAGAUGAAUCGCCUGGGUAUGCUGAUAGAUUUAUCUCACACUUCAUACUCCACAGUAAAAGCUGCACUCAAUAUCUCAAAAGCACCAGUAAUUUUCAGCCACUCGUCAGCAUUUUCUGUUUGCAAUCACUCAAGAAAUGUUCCUGAUGAUAUCCUCCAGCAACUGAAAAAGAACAAGGGAAUUAUCAUGGUGACUUUCAAUGCAGAUGUGCUGGCCUGUGGCAGAAAAGUUGUUAAUAUUUCUACCCUUGCAGAUCAUUUUGACCAUAUAAAGGCAAUUGCAGGCUCAGAAUCAAUAGGAAUUGGUGGGGACUAUGAUGGAGUGGAACGGUUAGUAAACUUCUUUCCCGAGGGAUUGGAAGAUGUAUCUAAAUACCCUUCUUUGAUAGAAGAACUUCUUAGAAGAGGAUGGAAUGAAACUGAACUGAAAGGAGUCUUAAGGGAGAACUUUCUCCGUGUCUUCAGGGAAGUAGAAAAUGUGCGGAACACUUUUGCAGUAAUGGACGUAGGUGAAAGUGAAGUUCUGCUAGAAGUACAGAAUUCCUGCCGCCUAGAGCUACGUAAGCCUCAGCCUCAGCCAUCCAGGUCCUUUGGAUUUCCUUCUGUGGCACAACCUUUUAGUCUGACGCUUGUGUCAUAUUUAAUGCUGUAUUAUGUAUCGUAA